Cantharellus anzutake is the source of this 687-nucleotide messenger RNA. RefSeq lists its product as uncharacterized. Lineage: Eukaryota; Fungi; Basidiomycota; Agaricomycetes; Cantharellales; Hydnaceae. Bases 49 to 522 code for a protein of 157 amino acids. The transcript is spliced from 2 exons. The record is from RefSeq and is a predicted model, not a curated record.
CUCCGACUACAUCCUGUCCGAACUCACCAUUCUUUAUUUCAUCUAUGCAUGCUGGCUUGCAUCAACAUAGCCUUGCGACUGCGUCAGCCCCCGCAGUGGGAACUCUUUAUACCUAUACAAUUUAGCAAAACCGUGGAGAUUGAUAGCCGCGAGUCAGAACCGCUCUCGGUUGUACCCAUACGUGGUCUCCCACUUUUUAUCCCGAACUAUCGCCCGUCGCUGAGGCCAAGACCCGCGGCGGUAAGAAUAACAAAUAUACACACACACAACAAGCUUCCACUUGAAUCGUUUUCCACGGCUUCCGUCAAAUCCCUCAAGGUCACACACGUUCUCCAACUAUUCCUUGUCCCCCUGAUCCACCCGCUGCCUGCCUCGCACUUAUCCCUGCAACUAGGUCUAAAUACCCGAUUUGCCAUUCUCCCUAUACCGUUCAUCCCGAGUGAGAUCUCCACAACCCUGCCCGCUUCUAAAACCACCUUUUUAACCCAUCCUGCAAUUUUUUCCUCCGUGUUUCCCCCAUAAACUUUGACUACAGGGUUUUUGGUAUCAUCCCCUUCGCGCAACCAGCUAACAAGGAACGAUGUCUUUCCUCUCCGUACCAUCAUCGAACAACAUUACAACUCCGACUUCUUCCCCUCAUCAGCAUACCGAGCACUCACCCGCGUCCGCUCAAUCGGCACAAUAUUC